Messenger RNA from Purpureocillium takamizusanense, 1107 nucleotides. RefSeq names its product Chitinase. Gene Ontology annotation, biological process: carbohydrate metabolic process. Gene Ontology annotation, molecular function: chitin binding; hydrolase activity, hydrolyzing O-glycosyl compounds. NCBI's taxonomy places the organism in Eukaryota, Fungi, Ascomycota, Sordariomycetes, Hypocreales, Ophiocordycipitaceae. The record is from RefSeq and is a predicted model, not a curated record. The transcript has 6 exons. The coding region runs from base 1 to 1107 and encodes 368 amino acids.
AUGGACGCCGCGACGCCAAUUUCUCUCUUUGAUGACAUCUCGGAUCUUAAAAUCACGAAUCCAGACCUGAAGAUAUUCAUCAGUAUUGGUGGCUGGACAUUUUCGGACAACGGCACCUAUACACAGCCCAUUUUUGGGAACAUAGCCGGCAGUUCGUCUAACCGCCAGCUAUUUGCCAAUGAGCUUGUCGCAUUUUUAACCUACUACGGUUUUGAUGGGGUUGAUUUGGACUGGGAGUAUCCUGCGGCUCCUGAUCGAGGUGGCAAGAAGGAGGAUACGAAGAACUAUGUCGAGCUCGUGAAGACACUCCGAGCUACGUUUGAUAAAACAGGGCGUAGCUUAGGCAUCACCUUUACAGCACCGUCUUCUUACUGGUAUCUAAAAUGGUUCGAUCUGCCCGGGAUGAUGAAGUAUUGCGACUGGGUCAACUUAAUGUCUUAUGACCUCCACGGAACAUGGGACAGCACAAAUCCGAUCGGCUCUAUUGUCCAGAGUCAUACCAACUUGACAGAGAUUAAAUUGGCUGCAGAGCUGUUCUGGCGCGUGGAGAUCCCAGCUCACAAAAUUGCCUUGGGCUUCGGGUUCUACGGUCGGGCUUUUACACUUGCUAAUCCCACUUGUGCAACACCAGGAUGCCCCUUCUCAGGAGGUGCAAAGCCAGGGGUGUGCACAAAGACAAGCGGAUAUCUUGCGUAUUAUGAGGUGCAGGACAUCUUAAAGAAGAACCCCAGCAUCAAAGUCACCCAUGAUAAGGAAUCAGCCACAAAGUAUUUCACUUUUGACACAAAUCAGUGGAUCUCAUAUGACGACAAGGAUACUUUCCAACAAAAGGUCGAAUGGGCAAAUGAUGUUGGAUUCUCAGGCUCUUUAAUCUGGGCGUCCGAUCUCGACGACUUUGACUUCACAGCGCAUGCGGCUCUCACGGGCAAAGACAAGUUGACCCUCAACUCGCCACUGAGCAAGAAAACACUCCAAGCCAGCCAGAUGACAAAAGACACUCUGAACUCGUAUCUCCGUAAAGACUGCUACGUUCAAGAGGACUCUCUCACUUCUUGCAAGUCCGGUGAUGACCAGGUUGGCUAUGACAAAGCUGGGAGGGUAAGUUGA